Messenger RNA from Cynocephalus volans (Philippine flying lemur), 3987 nucleotides. It is a transcript of the gene NCAN, whose product is annotated as neurocan. NCBI's taxonomy places the organism in Eukaryota, Metazoa, Chordata, Mammalia, Dermoptera, Cynocephalidae. The transcript is spliced from 16 exons. Gene Ontology annotation, molecular function: hyaluronic acid binding; calcium ion binding. Bases 37 to 3987 code for a protein of 1316 amino acids. Gene Ontology annotation, biological process: positive regulation of neuroblast proliferation; cell adhesion; glial cell differentiation. Gene Ontology annotation, cellular component: perineuronal net; synapse. The record is from RefSeq and is a predicted model, not a curated record.
CCCCGGGAUGCGUCCGAGCUAGGAGCCAGGUCGAGGAUGGGGAACACGUCUGUCUGGGCUUUGAGCCUCCUUAUGUUCCAGAUACUGCUCUUUGUGGCUGGGGAACAGGGCACACAGGAUGCUGCCACCAACAAGAAGGGGCUUCAUAUGCAGAAGGUGGGGUCUGGGUCAGUGCGGGCUGCACUGGCGGAGCUGGUGGCCCUGCCCUGUCUCUUCACCCUGCAGCCACGGCCAGGUGCAGCCCAAGACACCCCUCGGAUUAAGUGGACCAAGGUGCGGACUGCAUCAGGACAGCGACAGGACUUACCCAUCCUGGUGGCCAAGGACAACGUGGUACGGGUGGCCAAGGACUGGCAGGGGCGAGUGUCGCUGCCCUCCUAUCCCCGGCGCCGAGCCAAUGCCACGCUACUGCUGGGGCCUCUGAGGGCCAGCGAUUCCGGGCUCUAUCGCUGCCAGGUGGUGAGGGGCAUCGAAGAUGAGCAGGACCUGGUGCCUCUGGAGGUGACAGGCGUUGUGUUCCACUACCGGGCAGCCCGGGACCGCUAUGCACUGACCUUCCCCGAGGCCCAGGAGGCCUGUCAUCUCAGCUCAGCCACGAUUGCAGCCCCACGACACCUGCAGGCCGCCUUUGAGGAUGGCUUUGACAACUGCGAUGCUGGCUGGCUCUCAGAUCGCACCGUUCGGUAUCCUAUCACUCAGUCCCGUCCUGGUUGCUAUGGUGACCGUAGCAGCCUUCCAGGGGUUCGGAGCUAUGGGAGACGCAACCCACAGGAACUCUACGAUGUGUAUUGCUUUGCCCGUGAGCUGGGGGGAGAGGUCUUCUACGUGGGCCCGGCCCGCCGCCUGACAUUGGCCGGCGCGCGUGCCCAGUGCCGCCGCCAGGGCGCCGCGCUGGCCUCGGUGGGACAGCUGCACCUGGCCUGGCACGAGGGCCUGGACCAGUGCGACCCGGGCUGGCUGGCCGACGGCAGCGUGCGCUACCCUAUCCAGACGCCGCGCCGGCGCUGCGGGGGCCCGGCCCCGGGCGUGCGCACCGUCUACCGCUUCGCCAACCGCACUGGCUUCCCCGCGCCCGCCGCGCGCUUCGACGCCUACUGCUUCCGAGCUCAUCACCCCACACCACAACAUGGAGACUCAGAGACGCCCUCAUCUGGAGAUGAGGGGGAGAUUCUAUCAGCUGAGGGGCCCCCCAUCCGAGAACUGGAGCCUAAUCUGGGGGAGAAGAAGGUGGUCACCCCUAACUUCCAGGAACCUCUGGUGUCCAGUGGGGAAGAAGAGCCCCUGAUCUUGGCAGAGAACCAGGAGUCUCGAGAGACCCCCAGCUCUACCCAUGGGGACCCUGCGCUGGCCUCAUGGCUCACUGAGGAAGUGCAGCUGAGCACGGAGGCCCCCAGCCCCAGCAGCACAGGGACAGGCACUGCAGUGGGUACACGCACAGAGGUGGCCCCACCUGGCCCCACACCUAGGAGGAGGGGGCGCUUCAAAGGUUUGAAUGGGCGCCACUUCCAGCAGGAAUCAGAGCAAGGGCUGGAGGGGGCCCUCGAGGCCAGCGCCCAGCCCCCCACCCCAGAGGCUGCUGUGAAUCACGUCGAGCCCCCCUUGGCCUCAGGAGCCACAGAGGCCUCGGGGAGCAGCCGGAGCUGGAGCCCCUGGGCUGAUCUCACCAAUGAGGUGGAUGUGCCUAGAGCUGGUUCCCCUGGUGGCAGAAGCCCCCCAGAGCCAUGGCUGUGGCCCCCCACCAUCAUCCCACCCAGCCUCCCAGGUCCCAGCAGGGCCCCUGGCCUGGAGCUAGAGAAGGCCGAGGGUCCCAGAGUGAGGCCAACCACCCCAGACCUGCCCUGGUCUCCCUUGGAGGCCUCUGUCCCUGCUCCCAGCCUCUCAGAGGGCCCCAGUACUGGCCCUUGGGGGGCCUCCCCGACAGUCACUUCCCCAGACUUCCCUAUGAUAGCCAUGCUGCGUGACCCCAAACCAUGGCUUGUACCACACUCAACACCUGUCCCCACCAAGGCCAGUGAGGUCGGGGGGCGUGGCAAGGCCAUGGCCACUGCCCCACGCUCUCCUGUCUCAGAGACCAAGGUAUAUUCCCCACCCCCCUCCUUGGGCCCAACAGGACAGGGUGGAGAGGCAACACCCACAACACUCACCAGCCCUCACUCCCCCAGGGCAGACUUUGGAGAAAUUCCCAGCAGCCCUACUCUGCUCAGCCAAGCUGAGCACCCCAGAUCCAGCCCAUGGGCUUCUGUGGACAGGAACGUGACGGCAGAUUUUGCCCCCACCAAGACUGCCACUGAGCCCACGGGUGUCAGAAACAUCUGGGAGUCUGAGUCUGGAGUCUCCAACACAGCAGGAAGCCCCACUUCUGGCUUGCAGGCCACCAUGGAUGAGGAUCAGGGCACCUGGCCCUCUCUUUACAGCAAAGGGCUAGACACCAGCCUCCCAUCUGCACCUUCGGGGGGCCUUGGAGUCUUCUUCGUGCCUGGGAUCACCCCAAGUUUGGAGCCUUGGGCUGCUACACAAGGAGGAGACACAGUAGACCCCAGCAAUGCCGGCGGAAUUUGGGAACCUGGAUCCCAUGUAGUUGAAGGAGCUGAAAGUCCCACAUUGAGCCCUCAGGUGGCCAUGGAUACAAGCAUGGUGACAUCCCUCAUGUCCCUGGACCAGGGAGACAAGGUUGGGGUCAUGGUCACAUCCAUAGUGGCCUCCUCAAGCUCCCAACCCCACUCAGAGCCGGGGAGCCAGAUGGUGGCCCAGGGAACAGUGGGAGCCCCUCUGCCUCUGGGAAGCCCCCUGGGGAAGCCGGCUCUUCCUCCUUGGACAUCAACUGCAGCCGGCAUGGAUGAGGCUGCCUCGGUUUCCUCGGGGGAGCCUACUGUGCCGUGGGACUCCCCCAGCACCCUGCUGCCUGUCUCCCUGGGCACAGAAGAGUUUGAGCUGGAGGUCCUAGCGGGGAGCCCAGGUGUGGAGAGCUUCUGGGAGGAGGCGGCGAGUGGAGAGGAGCCUGCCCUACCAGGGACCCUAGCAAAUGCAAGCGCAGAGGAGGCCCCCUCAGAUCCCUGUGAGAACAACCCUUGUCUGCAUGGAGGGACCUGUAACGCCAAUGGCACCAUGUACGGCUGUAUCUGUGACCAGGGCUUCGCUGGGGAGAACUGCGAGAUUGACAUUGAUGACUGCGUCUGCAGCCCCUGUGAGAACGGAGGCACCUGUAUUGACGAGGUCAACGGCUUUGUCUGCCUUUGCCUCCCCAGCUAUGGGGGCAGCCUCUGCGAGAAAGACACGGAAGGCUGUGACCACGGCUGGCACAAGUUCCAGGGCCACUGCUACCGCUACUUUGCCCAUCGUCGGGCAUGGGAGGAUGCCGAGAGGGACUGCCGCCGCCGAGCUGGCCACCUGACCAGCAUCCACUCACCUGAGGAGCACAGCUUCAUUAACAGCUUUGGUCAUGAAAACACGUGGAUCGGCCUCAAUGACAGGAUCGUGGAGAGAGAUUUCCAGUGGACGGACAACACCGGGCUGCAAUACGAGAACUGGCGGGAGAACCAGCCAGACAAUUUCUUCGCGGGUGGAGAGGACUGUGUGGUGAUGGUGGCGCAUGAGAGUGGGCACUGGAAUGACGUUCCCUGCAACUACAACCUCCCCUAUGUCUGCAAGAAGGGCACAGUGCUGUGUGGUCCCCCUCCAGUGGUGGAGAAUGCUUCACUCAUCGGUGCCCGCAAGGCCAAGCACAAUGUCCAUGCCACCGUACGCUACCAAUGUGAUGAAGGGUUUGCCCAGCACCAUGUGGCCACCAUCCGGUGCCGGAGCAAUGGCAAGUGGGACAGACCCCAGAUUGUCUGCACCAAACCCAGACGGUCACAUCGGAUACGGCGACACCACCACCACCACCAACACCACCACCAGCAUCACCACCACAAAUCACGCAAGGAGCGCAGAAAACACAAGAAACACCCAGCGGAGGACUGGGAGAAGGACGAAGGGAAUUUCUGCUGA